Pocillopora verrucosa is the source of this 3870-nucleotide messenger RNA. Lineage: Eukaryota; Metazoa; Cnidaria; Anthozoa; Scleractinia; Pocilloporidae. The record is from RefSeq and is a predicted model, not a curated record.
AUGAAUAACGCAGCAGAAAUCCUAAAAUCAGUCCAGAUUGGUUUGGAUGUCGCCAUAUUUCUUCUCAACACUGAUCGUGGCCUACAAGCGACCGAGUUAUGUAAUGAAUGUUUAUUUCUACUUCACAAACUUGACUCUGGUAUUAACCUUGAUCAUGAUAUCUCUGAUGUAUUAUUCAAUGUGUUCUACGCCACCUCUGGUUACACAAAUGCAACACGAUACACCACAAAACUUAUUGACAAGUUUGUCCUCGCUGGAGAACUAACCAUACAACUGGGAGACAAAUACAAGGCAAAAUGUUGGUUUGCAGAGGCAAAGCAACUUUGUAAAAGCGCUCUUACCAUCAUGAAAACGAUUGGCCACCGUAGAGAAGAGGCGGUGGCUUACGCGAGACUUGGAUCUCUUUGUUUAAUCCUCAGCGAGUAUCUAAAGGCGAAAGAAUAUUGUGAGAAAGCAAUUGCCAUCGCGAUAGAAAUCGGCGACAGAAAUGGAGAAGGAACAACAUACGGGAACCUCGGAGCUGUGUUUCAAUCCCUUGGCGAAUAUCAGAAGGCCAAAGAAUAUUACGAGAAAGCAAUUGCCAUCGCGAUAGAAAUCGGCGACAGAAAUGGAGAAGGAAGAACAUACGGGAACCUCGGAGUUGUGUUUCAAUCCCUUGGCGAAUAUCAGAAGGCCAAAGAAUAUUACGAGAAAGCAAUUGCCAUCGCGAUAGAAAUCGGCGACAGAAAUGGAGAAGGAAGAACAUACGGGAACCUCGGAGGUGUGUUUCAAUCCCUUGGCGAAUAUCAGAAGGCCAAAGAAUAUUACGAGAAAGCAAUUGCCAUCGCGAUAGAAAUCGGCGACAGAAAUGGAGAAGGAACAACAUACGGGAACCUCGGAGUUGUGUUUCAAUCCCUUGGCGAAUAUCAGAAGGCCAAAGAAUAUUACGAGAAAGCAAUUGCCAUCGCGAUAGAAAUCGGCGACAGAAAUGGAGAAGGAACAACAUACGGGAACCUCGGAGCUGUGUUUCAAUCCCUUGGCGAAUAUCAGAAGGCCAAAGAAUAUUACGAGAAAGCAAUUGCCAUCGCGAUAGAAAUCGGCGACAGAAAUGGAGAAGGAACAACAUACGGGAACCUCGGAGUUGUGUUUCAAUCCCUUGGCGAAUAUCAGAAGGCCAAAGAAUAUUACGAGAAAGCAAUUGCCAUCGCGAUAGAAAUCGGCGACAGAAAUGGAGAAGGAACAACAUACGGGAACCUCGGAGGUGUGUUUCAAUCCCUUGGCGAAUAUCAGAAGGCCAAAGAAUAUUACGAGAAAGCAAUUGCCAUCGCGAGAAAUCGUGGAAUUGGAGACAUAAUGACUGAGUUUAGAAGCCUUCUCAGCAUCACACAGUUAAAGGUAUCGCAAUCACAGGUUGUGGAGGCAAAGGAACAUCUCCUUCAAUGUAUUGGAAAAUAUGAACAAUUGAGGAGUUUUCUUAAAGGAAACAAAGAGUUUGAAAUAUCUCUGUUAGAAGAGCACGGUAGUUUUCCUUAUCACUUGCUCACUACUUUGCUUUGCAAUACUGGCAAAUUUCAAGACGCUCUUUAUGUCGAGGAGCUGGGACGAGCGAGAGUCCUCGUAGAAUGCAUGGCAGAGAAGUUCUCCGUUGAAAGCCACAUCUCGGCUGAUCCAAAAUUAUGGUUCGGGAUUGAAAACAUCGUGAAAAAAGAGAGUAACUGUGUCUUUUUGUACAUUUCGUAUCGUGAGCGGCAAGUUUGUCUCUGGGUUUUGAAAGCAAAUGGAGACAUUUCCUUUCGAGUCACCGACGAAGUGAAAGACAGCACUCUCAUUCCUGAGAAUGUUUGCAACGUGGAGGGAAUUUUCAAAAAGAGCGCCGCCAGCUUUGGCGUUUUAUUCACAGCGAAUUGCGAAGAUCGAUCUUUGGAUGGCAACGUAACGACAUCUCUUUUUGAAGAGAGCCGAGCAACUUUGCGCGGUGACGAAAGCAAAGAAACCGAAAGAAUUCAUCAUUUGUGUUACAAAUGGAUCAUCGCUCCUGUGGUAGAUUUACUUACAGAGCCUGAAAUCAUCAUUGUGCCGGAUCGUUUCUCCUAUCGAGUCCCAUUUGCUGCCUUGCGUGAUGAAUCAGCCGGAAAGUAUCUAUCAGAGACUUACAGAAUCCGUAUCGUCCCUUCUCUGACGACCCUCCAGCUCAUUCAUGAUUGUCCAGCGGAUUAUCACAGUGAAACUGGUGCACUUGUAGUGGGUGAUCCUACGGUUGGCCAGGUGUAUUACGAUGGACGUGUCACUAACUUUGUAUCAUUGUUCUGUGCUAGAAAGGAAGCAGAGAUGGUUGGUCGACUGCUGGGAGUUCAGCCUUUGUUAGGAGAGUCUGCAACUAAGCAGGCAGUGCUUCAAGCGAUACCUUCAGUGAGUCUCAUACAUGUUGCCGCGCAUGGAAAUGCCGAAAGAGGAGAGAUUGCCCUGUCGCCUAAAUGUCCUAAAUGUAUCACCAACAGUUUUCCACAAGAAGAAGACUACCUCUUGACAAUGUCCGACAUUUUCGGAGUUCAAGUGCGAGCAAAACUGGUUGUAUUGAGCUGUUGUCACAGUGCGCGUGGAUUGGUCAAAGCCGAAGGAGUUCUUGGAAUCGCUCGUGCAUUCUUAGCAUCCGGUGCACGUUCAGUGUUGGUAGCAUCGUGGGCCAUAGAAGACGAAGCAACGGAGCAGCUCAUGAAUCAUUUCUACAAACACCUUGUACGUGGAGAAAGUGCCAGUGAAUCUCUUCAUCAGGCCGUAAAAUGGUUGAGAAGCAACGGCUUUCCCAAACCUAAUCAAUGGGCUCCAUUUGUGCUGAUGGGAGACGACGUGACGUUGGAUUUUACAUACAUCGGGAAAGAGGAACACAAGGAGGACAACAAUGAAGCAGGGAAGAAACAGAGUAACAACUGAUCCUGCACAAAGAUUAUCUUUCCUGCACAUUGUUUUUGAAUGGACACUGGUAUUAGUUUGAGCAGAAAUUUUUCAUUUUAUUGUAGAUAAAUGGUUAUUUUUGAAUGCUCUUUCAAAUAAGGCUGAAUCAAAAGCUAGUGACACUGAAAGCUGCAUUUCAGCCCUCAGACCUAUUAAGGGGACUAAAAUGAAUCAGGAUGAAAAAAUUGAAAGCAUGAAAUUAACUAAAUGUUUAUUAAUAUGAGAAUUUUGGUAAAGUUUCCUUUGGAUCAUAAUCGGGAAACUCUAAAACUAAACACUAACUUGUUUUGUGAGUUAUGUAAAAAACAGAAGAAAAGGAGAACAAGCAUUGCACAAAAUACUACUGCAAAAGUCAAACAGAUGAGUGAAAACAAUUCCUAAGAUAUCAAUGAAACAAUCUCCCAGAAUUCAGAGCAGAAAGAUAACUGAUAUUAUUGAAAAGAUAGUUGGAAUACCUGAAGGAAAACAAAAUCACAAACCAGGAAUGCAUGGCUUUGUUGUGUACGAUGUUGUACAAGUGGCAGUUUUCUAUGCAUUUUUUCCCUCUACCUUAGGGGGUUGGGUGGGGAGGUCAGUAUUGUCAUAUUUUUGUCUUUUAGAACUUUCAGGAAAAGGUAAAUGCUAAAGAAGUUGUUGAUAUGAUGUUUUAAAAUGGUUCAUCAAAAGGAUCUGUUAGGAAUAAUAUAAUUAGUGAUGAGAUUUUGUAACUGAUGGCAGACUUUUGUUCCUAAUGGUCAGUGGCUCCUAAAAACUUAUUGAUUCUUAGGAGGCCUACUUAUUCUUUGGCCAACUUGAAGGCUUUUGUUCCUGUGGUCGCUUUACAUUUUUCUCUUAUUUGAAGUACUUUUGCAUUUUUUAUUUUUCUCUGAUUUUUCAGUUUUGUUAAUUAAGUGAAAUUUAUUAUUUUUCUAAGAUAAGAGUAAAUAAAUAAAACUGAGA